AUGGACUUACUUGGCCCCAUGGAGAUGACGGAGGGCUCCCUCUGCUCCUUCACAGCCGCCGAUGACUUCUACGAUGACCCGUGCUUCAACACGUCGGACAUGCACUUCUUCGAGGAUCUGGACCCGCGGCUGGUGCACGUCGGGGGUCUGCUGAAGCCCGAGGAGCACCCGCACCACCACGGGCACCACCACGGGCACGAGGAGGAACACGUCCGGGCGCCCAGCGGGCACCACCAGGCCGGCCGCUGCCUGCUGUGGGCCUGCAAGGCGUGCAAGAGGAAGACCACCAACGCCGACCGCCGUAAGGCCGCCACCAUGAGGGAGCGCCGGCGGCUCAGCAAGGUCAACGAGGCCUUCGAGACCCUCAAGCGCUGCACCUCCACCAACCCCAACCAGCGCCUGCCCAAGGUGGAAAUCCUGCGCAACGCCAUCCGCUACAUUGAGAGCCUGCAGGCCCUGCUGCGCGAACAGGAGGACGCUUAUUACCCGGUGCUGGAGCACUACAGCGGGGAAUCGGACGCCUCCAGCCCACGCUCCAACUGCUCCGAUGGCAUGAUGGAGUACAGCGGGCCUCCCUGCAGCUCUCGCAGAAGGAACAGCUAUGACAGCAGCUACUACACAGAGUCCCCAAAUGAUCCAAAGCAUGGGAAGAGCUCUGUUGUUUCCAGUCUCGAUUGCCUCUCAAGCAUUGUAGAGAGGAUUUCCACAGAUAAUUCCACAUGCCCUAUACUGCCUCCAGUGGAAACUGUUGCUGAAGGGAGUCCCUGUUCCCCUCCAGAAGGAGUGAAUCUGAAUGAUGGUGGAGCCCAAAUUCCUUCCCCCACCAACUGCACCCCACUCCCCCAGGAUAGCAGCAGCAGCAACCCCAUCUACCAAGUGCUAUAAGGACCCCUCCAGCUGGACUGCAUCAAAACCAAUUUGCUCCGUUUGGCCUCGCUCAAGACCUGCCUUCUAAGGUUGAAAAGACUUCUUAAGACUUGUUCCAAUUUUAAAAUAUCACUGAAAAUUCCUUCAACUAUCUAACUUUGCAAACCUGUAUCACUUCAAAGUACACAUAGUUAUUUAUUGGUUGUUAAACUAAAGUUAUUUAAUACGUCUAGAGAUAAAGUUGUGUACCAUGAAAUGGCCAAUGUUUAAUCUGGGCUGUGGGGAAUAGGAAGCUGGCUCUUGAAUGUGGAGGAAAAUAGAAAUCUACAGCAGUAUUGACAUGAUAGAUCCUUCCUAUUACUCCUGUUCUGGC
Molecule: messenger RNA, 1240 nt
Organism: Melozone crissalis (California towhee)
Lineage: Eukaryota; Metazoa; Chordata; Aves; Passeriformes; Passerellidae
Gene: MYOD1
Product: myogenic differentiation 1
Exons: 3
Coding region: 1-885 (294 amino acids)
Biological process (GO): muscle organ development; regulation of transcription by RNA polymerase II; positive regulation of myoblast differentiation
Molecular function (GO): RNA polymerase II cis-regulatory region sequence-specific DNA binding; protein dimerization activity; DNA-binding transcription factor activity, RNA polymerase II-specific
Source: RefSeq, a predicted model, not a curated record